Cryptotermes secundus is the source of this 4250-nucleotide messenger RNA. It is a transcript of the gene alt, whose product is annotated as kinectin. Gene Ontology annotation, cellular component: endoplasmic reticulum membrane. The transcript is spliced from 19 exons. The record is from RefSeq and is a predicted model, not a curated record. Bases 121 to 3195 code for a protein of 1024 amino acids. NCBI's taxonomy places the organism in Eukaryota, Metazoa, Arthropoda, Insecta, Blattodea, Kalotermitidae.
CAAUUCAGUGCUAGUUUUGGUCACAAUAGGCGUGGCCAGACGAUUCUCAGUGUUGUUCAUUUAGGAACUUGGAAGACGUCGUGGGUUGCUGGUGGCUGAGUAGUGAGUUCCAGUACAAAAAUGGAUAUCCAAACAAGUCUAAUUUAUGCUGGAGUAGUUGUACUUUCUGCAGCGGUUAUAUUUGUAAUUUCAAUGUUUGGUAUAAAAGAGAAGACAUACGAAGAAGCGAUCGCAGAACAGAGAAAUAUGCCAGAAGAAAAUUUAUUAAUAGGUCACAGUAAUAAAGACAAACCCAAGGAUAAGAAGCAAAAGAAAACGGGGAAGAAAGUGAAAGAGAAACCAACAGAGCGUGAGAAGAAACAGUCAGAAGUAGUAUCAUCAGCACCUGCUCAGCCAGUCUCACAAGAAAAGUGUCAUGUGGACUUCGGGGAACCAGAAGCAGAAGUUUUAAGUGAACGUUCUCCACAGGAGGACAAGAAGAAAAAGAAAAAGGAAAAAGUAAAGCCAAUUCUAUUAAAUAAAGAUGAACAGAGCCAGAUUGUUGAGGUUGCACCUGUUCCAGCCAAUCACUUUGAGGAGAUUCAGCCAAAAGAUGACUUGCUCCUAAAACAAAAAGGAAAUAAGGAUGAUUUAGUUGGUAAAGGUGACAAAGCAAUUGUGGAAAAAAUGGUGGAGCCUCUCACUGUCCCUGACAAGGGACCUGCUAAACAGCCCAUUGCUAAGGUUGAAAAGAAGCCAGAGAAGGUGACAGCAACAGUAAUACAACAGGAACAGGCUACACCUCCUCAACCAUCAAAGGAACGCAACAAGAAAAAGAGGAGUGAACUUGCAACACUGCAGCAAAUGAGUGGAGAUCGUGAGGGCGUAAAUGUUAGUCUUCUGAUGCCUUUGGUUGGUAAAGCUGAACUAUCUUGGUCAGAGAUCCAAAUUUUGAUUGAUCUUCUACUCAAUAAACAACAGGGUUCUGCUGUGGACAAUUCAGAAUGGAUUGAGGGUCGUCAAGAUCCAGUAGUGAAAUUGAAAAAACAGCUGGCAGAAAAGGAGAAAGCUCUGCAGGAAGAGCAGGAAGCAGGACAAUCUCUGCAGAGCAAACUGAAGGAAUUGCGCAGUGAACUGAACUCGGAACGCUCGCGUCUCACGCACAGUUGCCGACAGCUUGAGGAAUCACUGGUGACAAAACAGAAUGAAAUUCAGUCGUUAGCUGCAAGGCUUCAGCAUGCUCUUGAGUCUCAUGUGGCUGAGAAACAAGCCCUCACGCAACAGUAUCAGCAGCUGCAAGCUCAGAUGAGUGAGGAUCACCUGCUGCUCAGAAAACUGCAGGAGGAAGAGGGUCAGGCUCAGGGAGUGCUGGAGCAGGAGUUGCACAACCAGCGACAGCAGCUGGAACUUCAUAUUGCUCAUCUCAAUGAGACACAUCAGGAGGCUGAAGCAGCUUUCAACUCGCAGAUUGGUCAACUUCAUGGGAAGCUACAAGAGCAGGAAAAUAUCAGUGCAUCACUAAGAGCUGAUCUGCAGAAACUGAGAGAAGGGCAGAUGGGACGAGAAGGAGAGAACAAGGUCCUCAGAGAACAGAUCUCUCACCUUGAGAAUCAGAUUCGACAUCUUGAAUCUCAAGCCGCUCAUUUAAAAGAGUCUUCUGAUCGAGCCCAAGAAUUUGUAAGGCAGAAUGAAGAGGAGCUGUGUCGAAAAGAUGCUGAAUUAGAACAUCAUAUUGCUAGUGCCAGGCAACGUGAAGCAGAAGUACAAUAUGAAUCUGCGAGUUUACUUAAAGAAGUGGAAACUCUGAAAGAAAAAUGUGCCAGCUACAAUGAAGCAAAGAUUGAAGUCAGCCGUUUGAUAUCAGAGAAUGAACAUCUGUUAGCUCAGGUUUCCACAAUGAAAGAUCUGCAUCUAGAGGUCCAGCACUUGCAAGAAGAGAAUGAGCAUCUGCUAUCCCAAAUGUCUUCGUUUUCGCAGCUUGAAGAGGAGGCCCAGCAGCUGCGAGAGGAGAAUGAGUCACUUGCAGCACAAGUCACAGCGAUGACUGAAAGGCCAGCAGCUGAGGGUCGAGAAAAUGGAGACGUUCAGUACCCUGAAGAAAAGCGAGCAGCUGCUGAGGAUGAUAUGUCACAGCAAGCUAGCAUAGUGGAGCAGAAAGAUCUGUUGUUGGAGAAGUUGAGUGAUGAAUUGAAGCAGAAAGAUUCUCUUGUAGAGAAGCUUAAUUCUGAAAUCAAUACAUACAAGACUGAGAUUAGUAAAUUAAAUGAAGAUUUGGAAUUUCAAAGAAGAAAGAACAAUGAAAUUAGUAAAACAGUUAGAACAGAAGAACAAACAGCCACUAAAGAGAUUCUGCAGAGGAUAUUCCCUGAUAUUAGGAUAGAAGAUAAUGAGGCAUAUGAUGUGUGGGUGGAGAGGUUUGAAAGCUCAGUCAAGAGCUUCAUCUCUGAACAGAAGGCACAGAAUGCAGCAGGCUCCGUGCCCGAAGAUCAUGCAUCCAUGCUGAUAGAACUAGAAAAGCAAAACUCUCAGCUGCAAGCCAUGGUUACACACUACAAAACUAUUAUUGAAGAUACGGAAGCACUGUUGAACCAACUCCAGAACCGUGUUGAAAAGGAAGAAGGAAGAUGGCGCCAGCAGCUGCAGAUCAAGGAAGCUGAGUUGGAAACAAUUAAGGAGGAGAAUAACCAACUGCAGCAGUCAUUAGAACAGCUCCAGAGAACAGAAGAGGAUGCUUCAGAGAUGCAAUCAAAGUUGCAAGACUUGCAAGAGAAUCUGCAGACUGAAGAGGCAGAGAAAAGAGAACUUGUCCAUAAAUAUGAAGAAAUUCAAAACCGUUGUGAUCAGCUGCAGGACCAAGUGAAUUCAAACCGAGAGCAGCAGCAUGAAGGAAAGGAAAAGGACUGCCUCGCUUUAGAAUUAAAGACUGAACAAGAAAAGAAUCAGGAUCUGAUGAAGGAAAUAGUGAAACUAAGAAGUUUGGUCCGGAUAGGUCAAGACUCGUUGAUCCAGGAGCAGCAGCUAGUACAGCAAUUGCAGAAGCAGUUGGAUAACUUACAUGGGAUGAACCAGAACCACAAUGUAGCCACCAAUGGACCUGCCCCUGAGCCUUCUAUAACUGAGUCCCUUUUCACAUCACCACAACCUUUGUCUGAAACAUCACUGUUGGAGAAAAGACCCAAGACUAAAAAGAAAAAGGGUGGUUCCGGAAAAAAAUAACUCCAAAGAAGACAGUUAAACCAGACUCCUGGGUUGAAUGAGACUUUGUCUGAUAGUAUAUUGUGCCGUGUGAUUGCUGUUAGAGUAACAUAAUAGUUCUGAAACAGUACUAUUCAAGAGGGUUUGUAUGACCACAUGUCCUAGAAUAUGUGUGUACGUGUGUUUGUAUGUAUGGAUAUCAGUCAGUACAUCACUGGCUGAGUAGUGAGUGACUUCUACACAAACUGCUGGGGAGUUGGGUUACAUAUACUAUGGUGCUUAAAAUUAAACCACUGUAUUUGUUUUGUAUGUUCACUGAACUGGACAUGCAUGCAAGAAGACAUAUGGGUUUCUUGGUGUGAUAAAUAUAUAGGAAAUGGAUGUCCUAAGAGAUUGAGGGGUCAUGAGGAGGGAUGUUGAGGAAUCUGUUCCUCACUUGUCUGAGAGUACUUAUUUCUCAAUUUCAUUUUCUUAUUUUAGAUUCCUGUAACUUUUUAUAUGGUAUAACAGAUAAUUGAUGUUAAUAAUUCAUGCAUUGGGUUAGCACUGGUAAUGUAAUUUCAUUGGUGUAGCACAGUAGUGAAUGCCUAUAAAAAUAUUUUUAAUAAAUAACAGUCUUUUUAUGUAAAUUAUAGUGAUCAAUUUAAAAAAUGUUUUCAGCUGCCAGACUGAAGUAUUGUAUUUUAAGUUCAACAUGGAGUAGAUUCCUUGUCUGUAUAACUGUUUUGUGAAAUUAAUAUUAUUUAACUCAAUACAGAAUAACACAUUAUGACUUAAAUAUGAGAAACAGAAAGGUAGAUAAAAUAGAAAUUGAAUUCUAGGAUAGUUCACCUAUAAUGAAUGUGGGGACACACAGCAAGGCCUACACAAGACAGUGUCAGCACAAAAUGAAAACCAGAUGGCUCAAAAAUGAGAAAUCAUCCAUAUAGACUAUUGCAAUAUUGUUGUGUUUACAUCAGAAGCAAAAAAGAAAAAAGAAAAUUCAGUAAUCUGCAGUAUGAUUUUUAUGGCGAAACUGAAUACUGUACAAUUGUAUUCCUACAAUAAAGAGUAUGCACAUAGUGGAAACUGGUUAA